AUGGCUUUUGUAAUAGAAAAUCUAGCAAAUGUGGUACUGAGUGCAACGUUAACUCGGAUUGCCCACUGCAUGGUGAGUGUUGGAGAGACAAGGACGUCUGCGGCACAUCAUCAGGCUAUUGUAAUGCAGCAUCUAGCAACUGUGGUGCCAGGUGUAGUACAGUCAAUGAUUGUCCGGGUGGCGAUUGCUGGAAAAAAAUGGAGGACUGCGGCGGCACCCACACGGAAGAUCACAUUGUGGGAACAUACCUCGGGAUGUUGCCGGGAGGAAAAUGGGCUCCUCUACUGCAUGUUCUUUGUACCUAGCGAGGUGAAUUAUAUGUUACUGGGUUUCGCUGACGAUCCAUCACAAACGGGCAAUUUUGAGGUAUUUUCUAUGUGGGUAAGCAUGGGUAUUACCUACGAUAGCAUCGCUAGCGACAAAGCGGCGAAUCCAGGCAGAAAGUAUAUGAUCUCCAUUGGUGGAUCAGCAGACAGUGGAGGAAUGUUCGGUAUUGCCGGCGGCAUGAGCGUCUCCCAGUGGGUAGACAAUGCAGAUAAUUCUAUUUCCAGUAUAGUUAACAGUUAUAAUGCGGAUGGCGUCGAUAUCCAGGUCAGUAUUUUUUAGUCAUUUUGUUCAUUUUUGAUUACACAGUCACCCUGCCGGUAAAGCCUUUCUUUUGCUUGCAUGUUCGAGUUUGCCCUUCUCGUGAGAGUCUUGAUGGGCGGCACUCGCGGCAACCAACCCAGGCUUAAUAAUCGUGCGCUUGCCACAGCGGGCUCAUUUAUGAACAUGGUUUUAUCAAUAAACGGAUAAUUGCACUCCAAAAAAAACAGUUUGACGAGUCAACCUGCUCAUAUGUAUCCCAAACGAAUUAACAGCCAUUAUUUAUGUAUAGUAGGAAGUGUAUUUUGUGUACUUGUAGUAGUAUUUUAUUGGUAUAGAUGUAGUAGUGUUUGUGCAAACAAAUAAAGAAAAAAUUAACAACAACAACAAAAAAAACGAAUUAACAGGCUUUUUGUCGUUUAGAAACCUUGAUUCUUGCUCAAAAGCUACUCUUGACUGUAUUUAAACAAGGUAACGUGCUCGUGAUUACUGACGUAAAAAAGACCACACGAGCAACCAAAUUCGGCAAGGAACUCAGUGUCAAGGAAAACUUGCUCAUAGUAAGGAGUUUUAAUUUUGUCUUUUCUAUCUUAGUUUGAAGGCGGAACGUCAGACCCCGAUUUCUCCACGGCAAUCACACUUCUUGCACAACGUUUCAAAGCCCGAGGCUUUUUAGUUUCAGUCGGACCUUUCCGCGGCUACGAUGGAACAUGGAAUGACUACAUCAGCCUGCCGUUGAACGACGUCGACUAUGUAUUUUGUCAGUUCUAUGCCAAAAACUUGCAGUCAGUGGAUAGCGUGGUGAGCGACAUAACAAGUGCGGCAAACGAUCUGGGUAGUUGGAGCAAGCUUAUUGCCGGGUUUAACUCCAACAACAGAAACCCUAACCCCUCCACAGCAUUGCAAGCCGUCUAUCAACUCAAAAGCUCUCUCAAGGGAACAUUCACAUGGAGUGCUGAAGAUUCUCAGUCUAACUCGCCUCCAUAUUGCAUUGAGAAAAACUCCGCAAACAUUUUGAACAACAACCAGCAGCCUGGGUCAUGUAAUUGGUAA
Molecule: messenger RNA, 1638 nt
Organism: Porites evermanni
Lineage: Eukaryota; Metazoa; Cnidaria; Anthozoa; Scleractinia; Poritidae
Source: the annotation of a GenBank genome assembly